Molecule: messenger RNA, 366 nt
Organism: Aphanomyces invadans
Lineage: Eukaryota; Oomycota; Saprolegniomycetes; Saprolegniales; Verrucalvaceae
Exons: 1
Coding region: 1-366 (121 amino acids)
Source: RefSeq, a predicted model, not a curated record
AUGAAUUCAAAUCCUCGGCAAUCGCCACGAGUUGGGGGUCAACGACGACGGGCCGACAAGACGACAAAAGAAAACGCGAUGGUCCGAACGUUGCUCGAGCGAAAGAGAGGGCAGUCGAGGAAGUCGACGAGGCGGUGGCGGACCAACGAACAGGUGUACGUCGUCCAGCCCUUCUUGGCCCAUCUGAUUGCGAGCUUGAUCUCGCUGCUCCAGAUGAUCCUGGGGACGCUCACGAUGCAGGUUCAGCAACUCGAAGCGGAACUCAAGAUCAACGUGUUCGUCGUGGGAACCGAGCCCCAGAGGCUGACAACCGCGCCGUCGGCCAACGCGGGCCAUGACCAUCGCUUGGACCACCUCUUGGCCUAG